AAGUGCAGUCGCGGCCGUUCCCUGUCCGUCCUGUGGGAAAGACACCUGGGAGGGCGGCGGCCGGCGGGUUGGAGGGUCAUGAAGCCUUUCAGGAAGGCUUUCCAGAGGAAGAGCUAGCAGACUGCUCUGAAGUCAAUACAAGCUUCUGUGAGAGAAACAGCAGAACUUGGAGGACCUGUGUUAGAGAGCAACUGUUUUCAGGUACCUGCAUUAAAUCUCAGCCUUGCUUUUCUGCCAGCUGCUGCAGAGCAGAUUAGCAGACAUGUCCACAGCACUCAAGCAAGUCUUUAAUAAAGACAAGACUUUCCGCCCAAAACGCAAGUUUGAACCUGGAACUCAGAGGUUUGAACUUCACAAACGAGCACAGGCAUCUCUGAACUCAGGCGUGGACUUGAAAGCGGCUGUGCAGUUGCCUAGUGGAGAAGACCAAAAUGACUGGAUUGCUGUUCAUGUUGUUGACUUCUUCAAUAGGAUCAACCUCAUUUAUGGAACUAUCUGUGAGUUCUGCACAGAGAAGACCUGCCCAGUGAUGGCUGGAGGCCCUAAGUAUGAGUAUCGGUGGCAGGAUGACAUGAAAUACAAGAAGCCCACAGCAUUGCCAGCACCUCAGUAUAUGAACCUUCUUAUGGACUGGAUCGAGGUGCAAAUCAACAAUGAGGGUCUCUUUCCUACAAAUGUAGGUGUUCCCUUUCCGAAGAACUUCCUUCAGAUCUGCAAGAAGAUACUCUGCCGACUUUUUCGGGUGUUUGUUCACGUCUACAUCCAUCACUUCGACCGCAUCAUCGUUAUGGGGGCUGAGGCUCACGUCAAUACUUGCUACAAGCAUUUUUAUUAUUUUGUGACAGAGUUCAAUCUCAUUGACCGCAAAGAACUAGAGCCUUUGAAAGAGAUGACAACCAGGAUGUGUCACUAAAAAGCUACCCACUGAAGAAAAGCAAAGUCCAGUUUCCUUCUUACUGCAGAGUUCAAGAAUGUGACAGCCCUUGUGGACUGAGCCUGCUAGUUAAUCCAUGAAAGCACAAAAGAUGGGAACCACAGUUAAUUUCACGAAUGCUUUCCACCACUUUCAGUGUUCUUAGCCCUGCAUAUGCUGCUAGGAACCUCAUCUGAGCAACAUGGAUUAUUGAGAAAAAGAAGAAUCUAUUUCCUAUUAGGUCUAGCUUUUCCAUUAGGGAUAGGAACCUCUUCAGCCACAAAUGAUGGCAUACUGUACUCCUGCUGCUAAAGCUUUACUGAAAUUCAGGUCAGGUCCCUGGGCUGACCUCCCGAUUAGUCGUUUAGAAACGAAACUGUAUUGUUAGCUGCAAUGUUGUUUUCUUUUUCUUUUGUUUCUUGGUAUGUGCUUUGGUUCCCAAGUGCAGCAGAAUAUUAAGACAAUCUGGAAUUAAUGUGGAAUCACAGAAGAUGCCUAGCCUUUAUUGCCCCCUCCCCCCACCCUCACCAGGCCACCCAAGGCAUGGCCAUUGUUCCCAAAUGCCAGCGAGCCGUGUGCUUCCAGGAACACAGCCGUGUUCUUCAGCUAUCAGGCAGUUUGUGCUUCAUUGUGACUCUGAACUGAGUGACAGGGGACAGUUUCUGAUCUCAAUUACACGAGCAGAAAUCCAGAUACAGCUCUGAAAUGUUGAAAUCUAUUCUUUGCAUUCAUUCUGUGACUGACAGCAAAUCUGCUCAGUAUCUUUGCUGUACUCAGCAUUUUCCUGAAGUACCUGAUGAAGUACAGCGAUGUGAUUUGGUAUCCUCCUGUCCUCUUAGAAAAAGGAUCUCUCUCAUUCACCUUAAAGUUUUAUCUUUUCAGGGAAAAAUAAACUUAAUUUUAGUUACUGUUUUUAAAUAUAGUUACUUCUUGGAAGGAAGAUAGAGUGAAGACCUGUAAACUAAAAGUUAGAGCAGGAGAGACUAAGUGAAGGUCUCUGUUGCAUCUGAACAGUGUCUAGCAGUGUGGCUUGCUUUCCACACAGAAUUUUUUUGCAAUACUCAGGCCAACUUAACUAAUUCACGUAUGUACAGCCUGGAAGCAUACAUUGUAGUAAAUCAAGUCUUCUAUGCCAAAUACACCAUGAUAAGAGGCUUUCUUCUAAAAAACAAAAAAGAAGAAAAAAAGAAUAUUGAAGCAAUAUUUCACAGAGAGAUCACAAGAGACAUACAGCUGAGUACAUGGAGUCAAGUGGAACACACUUGUAUAUUUUGUGCCUUCUAAUGAAUUUUGCACGCUUGUGUUAUUGUGAAAGAUUAUUCCUUCCUGAGUAAGUGCUGAACUCUGUUGCUGCCUUCUUCUCAAGUGAGUUAUGUAUGUUUACAUCUUCUGAGACAGUAUCAGAAGCAAAUCUCACAGAUUGUGCAGUGACUGGAACAUUUAAAAUGAAGGGGUAGCAUGCACUAAAGAGUAACAGCAGUUUCAAGCUCACAUUGUGAUAAGUUCUGAUUUGCUUGCCUGCUUGCUUAAAUUGGGGCUUGUAAAUGUUAGUGAUUGUCCUUUCCACAACAAAGGGCUUUUGUUUGUGAACAUUCAGUGUAGCUAGGGUGAAGGCUUUUCUACAUCUUUAAAUUAUGCAAGCAGCAUUAUCCUUUGCUUUCAAGGGGAUGUACUGAAGUGUUCCUACCUCCUUUGGUGGUCUUUGUGAUCAGGUUAAUUCUUUGGGGAUUGGAAUGUGCACACAGGUAACUUCUGGCCUGCUGGCACUUUUGCAGGAUAUAACUAGCUUGUGGAAUUCAUUGCCACAGCUGCUGCCAAGCUUAGUUGCCUGAUUUUAAAAAUGAGAAAUGUUAUGUCCAUGGAAGAACGUACAUGGUACAUGUGGAUGACAGCUGCAUGGAAUUACAACAUCAACUGCAUGCAAAAAGGUUUCUUGCACCCAUCCAAAGUGCCUGGGCUGUUGCAGUGUUGGUGAUGGAGCUGUAGCUGGUGCUACAGCUCUUGAAUUUCAGUGUGGUCAGUUGCCAUCUGCUGUUCUUGUGGUUGGGAAUACUGCAGUGCUGUAUUUUAAAGAUUAACACAAACAUGCAAAUGUGUGAAAUUUUGUUCAUAAAGAUCAAAGUCACUACAUAAAUUGAAAAUUAUGGUAUUAUAUACAUAAAAUACCUUCAUUUUAUUAUGCUACUUACCACAUGCUGUUUUGAGUCUAUUCACUGUAGCUGUCUGAAGAUGAAGUAGAAUUUGUUCCCAGUUACUUUGGAUUGUAUUUUAAUAACCUUGUCGUGAAUGUAUUGAUCUUGUGAAUGCAAAAAAAAAUUAUCUGUUGGAGUAUUUUCCUUCUUCUGAAACUGAUUGUCAUAAACUCUUGUGUUUCCUUUUCUAGUACAGCACACUGUAUCAGGUGAAGGAGGGAAAUGCGGAGUUUAUGCUAGAGGAUUUGUGUUUGACCUGGCCAAAAUUCCUGUAGUUAGGAAAGCCUGUUACAACCCAGGAGCUGAAUCAGCCACAAAGAAAUGCAAAACCUACUUGUUCUGGUUGUUUAUUCCACUGUGAAGAACAGUGAGGUUGCUAGGUGAUGAAAUAAAUUUCCUCUGAAUGGUAGAGUUUGGCCUUUGGCUAAAUACAUCUCCAAACAGGUGCGCUUGCUUCCACGGCAGAGGUGUUCAGCCAGAGCCAGCCCAUUUCAUGCUGUGAGCCAUUUCUCUUUUCCUGUGCCUGGUAUGUGAUAUGCAAAUAAAAAUAACGUCUGGAACGUG
This is a messenger RNA of Melopsittacus undulatus (budgerigar), 3669 nucleotides long. It is a transcript of the gene MOB3B, whose product is annotated as MOB kinase activator 3B. The record is from RefSeq and is a predicted model, not a curated record. Bases 263 to 913 code for a protein of 216 amino acids. The transcript is spliced from 4 exons. Gene Ontology annotation, cellular component: cytoplasm. NCBI's taxonomy places the organism in Eukaryota, Metazoa, Chordata, Aves, Psittaciformes, Psittaculidae.